This is a messenger RNA of Pezoporus occidentalis (night parrot), 3021 nucleotides long. It is a transcript of the gene FBXO47, whose product is annotated as F-box protein 47. The coding region runs from base 825 to 2189 and encodes 454 amino acids. The record is from RefSeq and is a predicted model, not a curated record. Gene Ontology annotation, molecular function: protein binding. The transcript is spliced from 12 exons. Lineage: Eukaryota; Metazoa; Chordata; Aves; Psittaciformes; Psittacidae.
GAAAAAAUCCCCUUUGGAGCUAAUAUUUGAAGCAAAUGGCUCGGUGCUCUUUGUGAGGAAAUGUUCCAAAGCCAUCUCCAAAGUAAGCAAUAAAUGUUUGCCAAACCCUAAGACGGGGCACCAGGACAACAGCGCAUCCAUUAGCGGGCGGUUAGCGACUGCUCCGGAACAAGAAACAUUGGGAUUUGCUGCUUUCUGCAUUGGGAGUUGCUGCUUUCUGCUCCGUAAACAGAUCAGCUUAUAGCAACAAAUAAGGCCACCCUUCCUGGCUGAUAUUCUGAGUUUAGUUUGUUAAAUAUUUAACGUUUACCUUUCAAUUUCCAGCCUGGAUUAAGCAGUUCUCUAAACAAGCCAUAUCCCGGCAAGCAGAUGGGGAUGCACACACCAUGGCCCUGCUCUGGCUGAACUCCCUCAGAAAGAAAACCCCACGUUAAGUCAAAGAGGAAGCAUAUGGGAGCUUUCAGUAAAAGUCUCUAAAGCUUUUGGCUUUGAAACUCCCUGUUUGUAGUCGGGUUUAUUUAUGUUCUUUUUAUCUAGCUCGUCUCUAGGUUCGAAUAGUGGGAGUCAAUUCCACUUCGAUCAAAUUGAACGGGAACAGAUCAGAAUUGGCUGAAUUCGGCUGAAAACCUCCCUGGUGGCAAAGUGGUUUUAUCCUUCCCUAUAACACAAUUGCAGACCCGAGUGGUUAUAAAGAGGGGUGGAGCUGCUUUGUGCACUGUGCACAAGGAAUUCAAGCUGUCUUCAACCCACACUUGUGAGUAUACAUUUCCAACUGACUUCAGCCUUUGCUUUUAGAAGGUUCAAUUGAUGGGACUGACAGGACAAUGACCUCCACCCCAGGGACCAGCUACACCUUGAUUCCGAAUCAGAAAUACAGGCGCAGCACCCGUCGCUCCAGUCAGCGCUGCAACCCCUCGGACACACACUCCCAAUCUCUGUCAACACUUGGAUAUUUUCAAACACUUCCACUAGAGAUCUUUCAAAUGAUAUUGAAUUAUCUUUCAGUGAAGGAUAUCAGCAUGCUGAGCAUGGUGUCGAAAACCAUCAGCAACCACCUUAUGAAUUACAUCUCAACCUCAGCAGGAAACCAAAGGCUGUUACUGCGAGACUUCCAUAACCUUGAGCUACCUGGCAAGGGAGAAGGAUCCUAUAUUUUAGAGCACUACAGAUCUCUAGGAUUGUUGCUUAAAAGAUGCACGCUUCUCCUGCCUACUAAAGAGAGGCUGAAGUACAUCCACAAGGUUCUCUCAGGAGUUUCCUGUUUCAAACUUAAUGGUUGUCCAAGUCCUCUGCAUUGUUUGGGAUUACAGUGUUAUGGAGUAUUUUUACAGAUCCUAACAGCAGGCUGGGAUGAACUGGAGUGUCACCGGGUUUUUAACUUCCUCUGGGAGCUGAGCAAUUUAGCCCGUAAAGUACAGACAGUUGUGAGCAGCAAACCAGGAAGUGCCCAGAAGCUGGAGCUGAGGAUCAGGUUGUACUGCCGCAGCGUCUUGUUGAACCACUGGGUUCAUCGCAGCGACUCCGCGUUCUGGCUGACCCGCAUUUUGAAGCCAUGGCCCAUGGUUAACCAAGCUCGCCUGCUGUACAUCAUCUUUGGGCCAGUGUCCUCUCUUGAUGGACACGUGGUUUGGAAGAAAAUGAUACAAGGACCAACAGAUGAAGCCAGCCUGAAAGGUCUAGCAGAGGCCAUUAAACUGCUCUAUGAUGCAGAAGCUAGAGAAUGGACAACAGACGAUGUCAUCAGUCUUGUGGAUGAGCUGUCAGUGGUUCCCAGGGAGUGGCUCAUGGAGAACAAUGCUCGGCUGCUCAUUCUGAGUGGAAACAACAUCUGCUUCACGUUCAUGGCCAGUAAAGCUGUGAACGGGCGAGUGGCUGAGUUAGCCAGGCUCGUGGUGUUCCUGGCCUUGGUCUGUGAGAAGGACCUGUACUGCAUGGACUGGGCAGUAAAAAUGAUGCAGAAGGUCUGCAACGUUUUCAGCACUCCAGGGGAGAGAAACUACUUUCUACAGUGUCUGGAGAAUGCCUUUGCUCACCUCAUCAUGGACAUGCUCCAGGCAGUGCUGUCUGGGGAUCGUGACGAAGAGGACAGCAGCUUCUUGAACUUGUUUCACCUUGUCAACGCACAAGCGAACUUCCAUAAGGAAUUCCUAUGCCUGAGCCUGGUCAGCCCCAGCAGCAGCACUGCCUGAUGCUCCGGGUGUGCCGGACUCUGCUCAAAUCCUGCUGGGGUUUUCCAAAGCUUUUUUUUUUUUCCUAAGCAUUUUUUCAAAGCAGUGUCCAAUUAUUUGUGAAAAACUUCCAUUCCAGCAGGAGCUGGAGCGGCAGCAGGAGGAGCCAGGGACACAUCAGCCCAGUGGAAUGAGCUCAUGGAGCUGCUGGGACCUCGCAGUGGAGUUCUGGGCCUUUGGCUGCUCUGUGGCAGCACUGAGGAAGGCAGUGGGGGCCUCUCCUUUGGGAACAUACCCUGCAUUCUUUUCCCACUGUGGCUGUUUGCAUACACAAUAAAAAUGACACCGUUUCCGCGUUUGAGGGGCACACACAAAUUGAAGAAUGUUAUCUUAGUUCAGAACCAAAAAUAUUUGGAUCUUUCCAUUUUGCUUUCCCUUGGGAAUCGGAGGAGAAAGAGGCAGAUGUAAGUAGAGAAGUGCAGCUACACUGAAGAGCUCUCACUACCUCUUAAUCCUGGGACAGAAGCACUCUCUAUAUUCCUCAUCCCACUUUAGCAGGAAGAGGUGAUUCCUGACAGCCUUUGAUCAAGCAAGGCAAUCCCCCCUCAAACCACAGGCACCUUCUAACCAUAAACCAAGAAACUUCAGAUCCCUCUCCCUGCCUUGUGUGAGAAGCGAGCUGUUGAAGGGUUGUUGUAGGACUUAGCCGAGUGGAAGAUACACGUUAAACCCACGUAGGCUAAGAUCACUGUUUCAUUAAGGUACAUAAAUGUUUGCUCCUUAGGAAAGGUUUUGGUUCUCUCCUAUAUUGCCUUCAAGCCUAUGUGAUGCACAAUAAAGAGCACUUACUUUA